Messenger RNA from Megalobrama amblycephala (Wuchang bream), 4687 nucleotides. RefSeq names its product zinc finger protein 501-like. The transcript is spliced from 4 exons. The record is from RefSeq and is a predicted model, not a curated record. Gene Ontology annotation, molecular function: DNA-binding transcription factor activity; RNA polymerase II cis-regulatory region sequence-specific DNA binding. NCBI's taxonomy places the organism in Eukaryota, Metazoa, Chordata, Actinopteri, Cypriniformes, Xenocyprididae. Gene Ontology annotation, biological process: regulation of transcription by RNA polymerase II. The coding region runs from base 2857 to 4464 and encodes 535 amino acids.
GCUUGAUUAGCUUGUUCAGGUGUGUUUGAUUAAGGUUGGAGCUAAACUCAGCAGGACAGCGGCUCUCUAGGACCGAACUUGCCUACCCCUGAUCUAUAACUAUCUGAUUUGGUUCAGCCACCAAAUCAGACAUGAGUAGACUACAACGGACAGUCCCCAAACAAGUUCCCCCCUGCCCAAACUCAAAGACCUCUACACCCCCAGAGUGAGAACAAGGGAUAAAAAAUCACUUUGGACCCCACACACCUAGCCCACUGUCUCUUUGAACUUCUUGUAACUUACUUAGGUGUGAAAGUUGGUCAUGGUCAAGUUCACCCAGUGGAAGCUAAACUUUCUAGAGUUUCCAGUUUCCCUUUAAAAAACGAGAGUUGCAACGAUUUUUGGGAAUGGCGGGCUACUACAGAGGAUUUUGUGAGAAUAUCGCCACUGUAGUCUCUCCAUUAACUAACCUCCUGAGUCCCUCUAAGAAGUUUAUAUGGAGUGUGCUGAUGCUUUUUCUGCUGUAAAGGACAUUAUUUGUAAUGCCCCUGUGCUUACUGCCCCAAACUUCACCCUGCCUUUUAAACUACUGAUUGAUGCCAGUGCAACUUGGGUAGGAGCAGUCCUACUGCAGGAAGAUUCCUCUGGAGUAGACCACCCAGUAUGCUACUUCUCCAGAAAACUCUCCAAGUGUCAGCAGCAUUAUAGCACCAUAGAGAAGGAAACCUUAGCUCUUCUUUAGGCUUUGCAACAUUUUGAAGUUUAUGUUGGAGGUGGUUGUUCCCCAGUGUUAAUUUAUACCGACCACAAUCCCCUAAUCUUCUUAUAUCAAAUGUGCAAUUCUAAUCAAUGCCUGAUGUGCUGGUCCUUCAUUGUGCCAGAGUACACCUUAGAAAUUCAUCAUAAGAAGGGCUCAGAAAAUGUAAAAGCGGAUGCGUUGUCCAAUACCAAUUGUGCUGACAAAUGAUCUGUGAAUUUUGAACAUGUUUGUACGUGAUGCCACCUUUUUCUCGUAGAGGAGCUUGCAUUUGAACAGAGGGAACUGGCUGUUCACCAGAGAGAGAAUGGCCUGUCUGCUUUCCCAGACUUUGUUGGAUGUUGUGUGCACUGAGCUUUCUUUAAGAAAGCCUGUUGUACCUGCUGUAGUGGCAGAGAAAGCUUGGUGUGUAAUAGCUCCAUUAUUGUUGCCUGCAAAUGCAGUAAGGAGGCGGUGCCACUGUUGUUUCUACUAACACUUGCUUUUCUCCAGUAUUUGGGAUAGUAAGGUAGUCAGGGGAGGGAUCUGUUGUUUAUUUAGAUUUUUCGUUUAAUAGGUUAAUUAGAUUCCCAUAGUCCAGAGGUGGGGAACGUUGAUUCUGGAGGGCCAUUGUCCUGCAGAGUUUAGCUCCAACCCUAAAAAAACACUCACCUGCCUGUAACUUUAGGCCCUGUCCCAAAUGGCACCCUAAACACUCACGGCCUUCCUUAGAGUCCGCACUUUCGUGACGUAAAGUUGCUUUGACUGUCAGGGAAGAAGUCUGCCGUGGAGCUUGCACCAGUGUAGGGUCAGCAAAAGUGUGCAUCGAGGGUACAUAUUGGCCGCAAAGGGGGCACUCGCGAACACCCUUCUGAAGCCUAAAAUUAACAAAUGGGACACCGUACGGUCUCAUGGAAUCAAUGGACACAUGCACGCGGCAGCCAUUGUAAGUCCACAAGACCGAAAGUGCAUAGAAGUGUGCCAUUUGGGACAGGGCCUUCAUAAUCCUGAAGACCUUGAUUAGCUUCAGGUGUGUUUAAUUAGGUUUGGAGCUAAACUCUGCAGGACAAUGGCCCUCCAGUAUCAACGUUCCCCACCCCUGCCUUAGUCCCAGCUAGCUUACAUUUUGUUUGUUAUUUUGGUUCCUGAAGCUUAAAGCAUCUUAUCAUAAUUUCUUUUUGAGUUGUCAUUACUUUUAUCAACCUUAUCCUUAACUGCUGUACAAGAGUCUUUGUAAAUAAAAGCUUGAAGAGGGGAGUAAUGUUACUCCCCUGCCACCCCUAGACAAAAAGGGAAUGUAACAAUUAUCUACUAUACGUUUUAUAUAUACACUCUGUAUUUCUACUACUGGAUUAUAUUGCUUUAUUUAAAUAAAUAUUAUUGUUAUAUUUAAUUUCUACUGUGUAAUUCCAAAAGACGUCGAAUCCCAGGAAUGACUCACAUAUUAAAUAAUAGCACCAUAUGAAAAUAAGUGUCUAACAAUGAAGAUAAAUCGCUCUCAUGCUAUGUGUAUAUUAUUAAGAGUUUACCAUAGUACACAUUGACUUUACAAUUAAAAAAAGUGAAAGAAUUGAUAAAGUUAGUGACCCCUCAUAUUUUCUCAAACAUCACACUUAGCACUACAAAAUUAUGUAUUUUUUCUUAAAAAAUUGUGUUUUACCAAAAAAAAGCAAAUUUUACUGCCUAUUUGUCAACUACCCAGAUCAUUGUCAGAUACAGUUUUAAAGUAUAUUUAUCAGGUAUAUUAAUUGCAUGUAAAAACACUAAACUCAACCACAGCGUCUUUUAGCUGUUAUUAAAAUCUUACUGAAAACAUGACAGAAGGUACAGGGCAAGAAAUUACAAUUAUUUUCCUCAGUUCAUGUGAGCUGAACUGAUUUAUGAACGUGACACGAAUGGUGCAGUGAGCAUCAGGAGUACAAAAAUAACAUGCAUAUCCACGUCAUUGAGUUUAACAAAACAAUUGUGUCGUUUAUGUUGUUGUAGCUGACGGUUUGGGCGUUAUUUUAACAUUCGUUGCUACACCUCUGGAAUUCAAGGUUAUUUUUGAUUGAGAAAAAGACGGAGAGAGUUUGCUGUGAGCAGGUGUUACAGCAUCCUGUAGGGGGCGCUCUGAUACUCUCCAGUCCGCCGGUAAAACCAUGAAGAAAGAAAGAAGCUGCUGCACUGUGACGAUGUUGAGCAUGAAAGCGCAGAUGGAUGUGAUCUGCUGUAAAUCAGUAGGAACUGAUCUGUCCAUGCUGGAUAUUGAGGAUUUCAUCAGUGAAAUCUGUCAGCUGAAGAAAGAGGUGGCGUCACUGGAGGCAAAGCUGAGAGAAAGAGGAGACAAACCCAACAGAGAGGAUCUGGAGAAGGUUUCAGUGUGUGUGACUGAUGGGACAGAAGCUCAGGAUUCAGUCUGGAGAUCCAGAGACACACAGGACUCAGAGCUCAGCCUCACUUUACUGUGUUAUACUGACGCUCAGGAUCAUGGAUCCGCUGAUCAAACCUCUGACUGUAACGCUGGAGAACAGCAGAUGCUGCAGACGCCGCUGAAGAUGUGCUCCGUCAAACUGGUGGACUGCAGGAACCUGAUAGAGAGCAAAGGAGAAAAAAACACAGCAGAGGAACAACAACAGAGACAUGAGGAGGAAGAGGAGGAUGAAGAUGAUGAUUAUAAUGAGGAGGAGGAUGAAGAUCAGAAUACUAGUGAUGAUGAUGAAGGAAACAAUGUUGAGGAUGAUGACUUCAUUCCUUCAGAUGAGAAUGGCAGUUCAGCUCCUUAUGAAGAAAUAACCUCAACAUCAAAAGAUCAGCUGAAGGUCAAGAGAUUUUCCUGCUCCACCUGUGGGAAAACAUUGAGUUCACAGGGACAUUUAGCGAGACAUGAGAGAACACAUACAGAACAGAAAGAUUUCACCUGCAAGAUGUGCGACAUCAGCUUUCCUACCUUAGAAGAGAAGAGACGUCAUACAAAAGAGCACAGAGCGAAGAAAGAGUUUAACUGCAAACAGUGUGGGAAGGUUUAUUUCACUUAUAUGAGUCUAAAAGCUCAUAUGAAGACACACAGCAAAAAGACUUUCCAUUGCAGCGAGUGCAACAAGUAUUACAGAACCAAACAAAUUCUUAUUGUUCACAAUCGAAUCCACACGGGUGAAAAGCCAUACAAGUGCCCUCACUGCGAGAGAAGAUUCAUGUACGCAUCCAAUCUGAAGGCCCAUGUGCGUGUUCACACCAAUGAGAGGCCGUACCAGUGCAGUGAAUGUGGAAAAAACUUUACAAGUACAGGCUGUCUAAAGUCACACCAAAAAACACACUCUGAGGAUAAACCAUAUCAGUGUAAACACUGUAAUAAAGGAUUUCGUCACACAUCUCAGCUGAAAGAGCACGAGAAGAUUCAUACCGGAGAGAAACCGUACCUGUGCUCCUACUGCGGGAAGAGCUUUGCUCAUUCACAUCAUUUUAAACAUCAUCAGAGGAUUCACACUGGAGAAAGACCGUGUCAGUGCAGUGUUUGUGGGAAGAGUUUCAGAAAAGAUAGUGCCUUAAAAUAUCACCAGAGAAUUCAUACAGGAGAAAGACCGUACAAGUGUUCUCAGUGUGACAAGGCGUUCGCUCGAUUAGACGUCCUGAAGACUCAUGAGCGAGUUCAUACAGGAGAGAAACCUUACCGCUGCUCCAUCUGCGGCGAGAGAUUCACUUAUUUAGGUAGUUUUUAUACUCACCAGAAGAAACACACUAAAGAACAAACUGCUCCAGAAUCAUCAUAGUGUUUUUUCAUCAGUAAAUCUGGAUAAAAGACUCAUCCUGAAACUGUAAAUUGAGCUCUUUCUGCCAGUAGGUGGCAGUGUUGCAUUGAGCUUUGGGAGAGUAGAGAUGGAUUGAACAGAUUGCUUUGGAUGUAGUCAUGUUUAACAGAGCAGAGCAAUGAUUGUAUCUUAAACUUGACAGAACAAUUAAAAAGCCUCAAAAUAAAGAAAAUAUUAAUAUGUA